This is a messenger RNA of Clonostachys rhizophaga, 843 nucleotides long. NCBI's taxonomy places the organism in Eukaryota, Fungi, Ascomycota, Sordariomycetes, Hypocreales, Bionectriaceae. The record is from the annotation of a GenBank genome assembly.
AUGUCUGCUCUCCGAACUUCCUCAAGCCGCGUACUGGGCGCCUCUUUCGGUGCGCGGGCUGCCAUGCUCCCUACCCGCGCCGCCUUCACUCGCUCCAUGGCCACAGUCAGCGAGACGCCAGCAGAGCCGGAGCCUCGGUUGAAGACCUUCCAGAUCUACCGCUGGAACCCAGACACCCCCAGCGAGAAGCCUCGCAUGCAGAGCUACACCAUUGACCUCAACAAGACCGGACCCAUGAUUCUCGAUGCCAUCAUCCGCAUCAAGAACGAGCAGGACCCUACCCUCACUUUCCGACGCAGUUGCCGAGAGGGUAUUUGCGGCAGCUGUGCCAUGAACAUCAAUGGCCAGAACACCCUUGCUUGCUUGUGCCGCAUUCCCGCGGAGUCAAGUGCCGACGUCAAAAUCUACCCUCUUCCCCACACCUAUGUCGUCAAGGACCUUGUCCCUGACCUGACGUACUUCUACAAGCAGUACAAGUCAAUUAAGCCCUACCUGCAGCGCGAUACUCCCGCCGAAGACGGCAAGGAAUAUCGCCAAAGCAAGGAGGACCGAAAGAAGCUCGAUGGUCUCUAUGAGUGCAUUCUGUGCGCCUGCUGCUCAACCUCGUGCCCUUCAUACUGGUGGAACUCAGAGGAGUACCUGGGCCCUGCUAUCCUCCUCCAGUCUUACCGCUGGCUAGCCGACUCUCGUGACGAGCGCACAGCCGAGCGCAAGCUCAACCUCGAGAACAACAUGAGCUUGUACCGUUGCCACACCAUUCUUAACUGCACCAAGGCCUGCCCCAAGGGUCUGAACCCUGGUAAGGCCAUUGCCAACAUCAAGUUGGCCAUGAACUCGAGCUAG